AUGACGAAAGAUGAAAACGAGAAAAACGUACUCCACGGUCCAAAGACACCGGACUCUGAGAAGUCCACGGGAAGUCUGGGGAGAUCUAAGUCGUUCGACAUCCAGGUAAAACCUUCGGAAGCACCCGCUAGCCCAAGACAUGACGUAAACGUCAACCCCGUGGAUACCACAGAUGAACCGUUUCGGAUAUUCCGAGAGAGAUCGUACAUUGAUUUACUGGAGAAAGAAAAGACUCAGAAAGUCAAAGACUUUGAUAAAAAGCAUAGACAAAAAGAAGUCCAUUUAGUUGACGGCGAACUCAAAUUUGACGAAGAUGAGUCGUCAGAAGGAGCUAAUACCAAACCGGAUGAGAAGUUAGUGGAAGGGAAUCCUUUACCGGAUCAUUUGGGCAAGUUCCCGGAUAAACUAUUGGGUCAGCCCAUCGAGGAGAUAGACCCCAAUAUAACAUCUAAGGAAGCUAGAAAGCCUUUCAGUUUGUUGCGCACAGUGAAUGCCGUCGAUAUAGAUGCGCGUAGGGAAAGUUUAAAGGCAACAAAGAUCGUCCGGCGGGAGAAAUUUGACAAAAAGAGUUUAAAAACAGUGCGAAUCGGCAAAAAUGACUUGUGUAAAUUUACUUUCGUUGUUAUUGCCAAACGAAUAAAGAAAAAGUUCAUCUACCGAUUCUCUGCAACUAAGGCCUUCUUCAUUUUGUCACCAUGGAAUCCCAUCCGCAGGAUACCUGUGUAUAUUGCCACCAACCAAUUCUUCGAUUACUUCAUCAUCCUGACCAUUGUAGUGAACUGUAUCCUAUUGGCAGCCAUUCCAGACUCCAACGAGAUUCCAGAGUAUGUGUUUCUGGGCAUCUACAGUGUGGAGAUGAUCAUAAAGCUGUUGGCCAGGGGCUUUAUAUUAAACAAAUACACAUAUCUGAGGGACCCAUGGAACUGGCUAGACUUUGCUGUUAUCAUCAUAGGCUAUGUGACGAUCAUUAUAGAGAACACUUCCCAGGGAGCAAGCUUCAACCUGGCUAGCAUGAGGACAUUCAGGGUACUCAGGGCUCUCAAGACUGUCUCCAUCAUUCCAGGGUUGCGGACCAUAGUGAAUGCAUUGCUGAGAGCUUUUAAGAUGUUGGUAGAGGUAAUCACGUUGACUGUGUUUGUGCUGAUGGUGUUUGCCUUGUUUGCCCUCCAAGUCUACAUGGCAACGCUCCGUCAGAAGUGUGUACUUGAUGUGUCAUUGGCAGGGUACACAUUAGCUGAUGGCAACUAUGACCAGUUCUACGCCAAUUGGGUGAAGAAUACAAGUAACUGGCAGACAAAUGAUGAUGGGGACUAUGUGUUGUGUGGAAAUGCCUCAUUAUCAGGAAUUUGUGACACCAACUAUAUUUGCCACGGAGACUUAGGAGAAAACCCUAACAAUGGUUUUACCGGCUUUGAUAAUUUCCUGUGGGCAAUGCUGAACUGUUUCCAGCUGAUCACCCUGGACUUCUGGGAGGAUAUCUAUGAUAAGGUGAUCCGAACCAGUGGGCCAUGGAAUGUGCUGUUUUUCAUGGCUGUGGUCUUUUUGGGAUCAUUCUACCUGAUCAACCUAAUGCUUGCUGUCGUGGCUAUGUCUUACGAAGAGGAAGCGGAGAGCGCUGGGAAGGAUAGAGAACGAGAAAGGGCCAGGCUGAAGAAAAAGCGAAAUCCUAUAUAUGACAUCGCCGUUAUGAAAGUCACAACCAGGAAGUUCAAGGAGAACAAACGUAUGAAGAAGGAGUCUCGAGAAGGUCAGAACAUUGUACAGGUGCAGCCCAUGGAGGCGUCAGUAGAUGAACCCCAGGCAGACAAAACUAAACUGACAGUGAACACAGGGGCCAGCUCCACCCCUGCCUCCACCCCUACCUCCAGUAACCCCCAGAGGCCCCUUGUGAAGAAACAAAGCAAGGACAGCGGCUUCUCUAACCGCAGCCAGGUGAGCUCCAAGUCCUCUGGAAGUAAACGAGAGGUGAAACGCCAGGGGAGUCAGGAGCAUCUGAGGACCCCCCAUGAUGCAGAAGAGAGGAGCGUGCAGAGUUCAGACACAGCCCGUGGUCACACUAACCAGGGCUACGAGGAGGACGCCACAGGUCCUGAAGAUGAGCAAAUGCAGAAAGUAGAUGACUAUGUCAUUAUAACAGCGGAAGAUGAGAACACCCAGAACGGUGAAGGCAAUGAGUUGAUAGAUCGGAACUGGUACUGGUGCCAGUUAUUUUACUGCUUCAUCCCAUUCCUCAGGUUACAGAACACCAUUUUCGUGAUCGUCUCACACCCUGUGUUUGACAUCAUUAUCACUAUCGCCAUUGUUCUCAACACCGUGUUCAUGGCAACGGAGCGUUAUCCCCAGCCAGACUACUGGUCCCAAGUCAUCGAAAUCGCAAACUAUGUGUUUACAGGCGUCUUCAUCCUAGAAGCUAUUCUCAAACUGACCGCCCUGGGCAAGUUCUACUUCAAGAGUGGCUGGAAUGUGUUUGACCUGAUAAUUGUUCUGGCUAGUAUCGUGGACCUGGCUGUCACCAGUGUACAAGGCCUGUCAGUAUUCAGGAUAAUGCGGCUGUUGAGGGUGUUUAAGUUGGCCCAAUCCUGGCCCACGCUGCGUCUCCUACUCAGUAUUAUAAUCAGCACUCUGGGAGCAUUGGGUAACCUCACCUUUAUUCUGAUGUUGGUCAUCUAUAUUUUUGCUGUGAUGGGAAUGCAGCUAUUCAGAAAUCAGUACACAGCUGACAAGUUCCCGAGUGGAGAGGUCCCCAGGUGGAAUUUUACGGACAUUACGCACUCUCUGAUGCUGAUAUUCCGUGUGCUGUGUGGGGAAUGGGUUGAGCCUCUGUGGGACUGUAUGCUGGCUGCAGAUGAAAGCUGUAUGAUUGUCUUCCUCGCAGCACUCAUCUUUGGCAACUUCAUGGUACUCAACUUGUUUCUGGCCAUGUUGCUAAAUGCCUUUGCCAGUGAUGUCCUGAGGAAGAACUCUUCAGAAGAGGGAGGCAGUGCGCUUGGAGGUUUGUUGAGAAAAAUGAAAGCUGUCUUCUGUGGCUGUUGUACUCGUAACAGGACAGGGUCCGUGGGGCCAUCUGGUGGUAAACAGGACAAAACAACAGGAGCAGUCAAUGCUGAUGAUAAAGAGUCAAGUAAGGUGCUGGAGAUGAAGACCGUUACUGGGAAUCACAAACUAACCCCGGAGAAGGAGGAAGAGAAGGAAAAGCCCAUUGCUAACGGUGUGCAGACUAAAGUUAACGUGGACGGAGAUCCGGACCAGGAGAUUAAACUGGGGGAGGAGGCAGCAACCAUGGAAACCCCCAGCACUGGGGAGAUCGUAGUUGUGGAGGAUUGCUUCCCAGCAUGCAUCACUGAUAGAUGCAGGUGUACAUGUAUGAACAAGUACAACAUGUCUAACUUCUGGAGGAAAUGGCACACAUUCAGGAAGAUCAUGUGUGUUAUCGUGGACCACAAAGUCUUUGAGGGAAUCAUUCUCCUGGUCAUUGCACUCAGCAGUUUUUCUCUGGCCUUUGAGGAUGCUUACCUGCCUCAGAAUCCUACAUUAGAGCUGGCUCUCAAGUAUCUAGACUACAUUUUCUUUGUGAUAUUUGCUGUGGAGAUGGUGAUGAAGUGGAUAGCUUACGGAUUAAAGAAGUACUUCACCACCUUCUGGACCAUUCUGGAUUUUGGGAUCGUGGCAGUGUCCUUAGCCAGCCUGAUCACAGAAGCCACAGGGCUGACAGACAUUGGUGCGUUCAGAUCUCUGCGUACAUUGAGAGCAUUCCGUCCUCUGCGGGCCAUAUCCAGAUGGCAGAGUAUGAAGAUUGUGGUGAAUGCCCUGAUGAUGGCCAUCCCCUCCAUCUUCAAUGUCCUGCUCGUCUGCCUUGUCUUCUGGCUCAUCUUCAGCAUCAUGGGAGUCCAGUUCUUUGCUGGAAAGUUCUACAAAUGUGUUGAUGCCAGCGGUGUGCGGCUGGAUGCUGCCAUUGUCCCUGACAAGACAACCUGUCUGGCCAAUGGCUACCAGUGGGUCAACUCUAAGAUCAACUUUGAUAAUAUCUUCCAGGGUUACUUGGCUCUGUUACAAGUGGCGACCUUUGAAGGCUGGAUUGAGGUGAUGGUAGAUGCUGUGGACAUAACUGAUAUUGACUUACAACCCAAGAAGGAAAACACCUUAGUGUCUUACCUGUUUUUUGUGGUGUUUAUUAUCUUUGGCUCAUUCUUCACACUCAACCUCUUCAUUGGUGUCAUCAUCGACAAUUUCAACAUGCUCAAGAAAAAGUAUGAAGGAGGCUAUCUGGAUGCUUUCCUUACACCCAGCCAAAGGAAUUAUUACAACACACUGAAGAAGUUAGGAACUAAGAAACCACAGAAAACAAUCAAGAGACCAAAGAACAAGUGGCAGUCAUUCUUCUAUGACAUCUCCCUGAGCAGUAAAUUUGAACUGGCGAUCGUGGCGGUGAUCAUUCUGAACAUGAUCGUGAUGGGAAUUGAUCACUACAACCAGACCCAGGUGGUUACAGAUACGCUGGAUAUCAUGAAUAUUGUCUUCACCUCCAUCUAUGCCCUGGAGGCUGCCAUCAAGUUGAUUGGUCUACGCUGGCACUAUUUCAGACAGGCCUGGAACGUCUUCGAUUUCAUAGUAGUUCUGCUGUCAUUGUUGGGCAUAAUUCUGGAUGACAUCUUGUCAACAGUGUUCAUAACUCCAACGUUGUUACGUGUGGUUCGAGUAUUUCGCAUUGGAAGAGUUCUGCGCCUAAUCAAAGCGGCAAAGGGAAUCCGGAAGCUGUUGUUUGCCUUGGUUAUCUCCCUUCCUGCCCUGCUAAACAUCGGUGCCCUUCUCUUCCUGGUACUGUACAUAUACGCCAUCAUCGGCAUGUCCUCCUUCAUGAACGUCAAACUCACGGGCUUUUUCAAUGACCUGGUAAAUUUCAAAACAUUUUUGAACAGUUUUGUGUUGUUGUUUCGCCUGGCGACGUCAGCGGGUUGGAACGAGAUCCUGGAUGCUUUGCUGAUCCAGCCUCCGGAUUGCUCCGAGGCCGAGGGGAAUUGUGGAGUGCCUUGGUUUGCCACGCUCUACAUGGUCUCCUAUAUAAUCAUUAUCUUCUUGAUCGUGAUCAAUACGUACAUAGCCGUCAUUCUGGAGAACUUCAGCCAAGCCCACGAGCAAGAGGAAGUAGGAAUAACAGAGGACGAUUUUGAGAUGUUUUAUGUGGUUUGGGAGCGCUAUGAUCCUCUGGCCACCCAAUUCAUCAAGUAUGAACAACUCCAAGACUUUGUGGCAGACCUCGAAGAGCCGCUGGGCAUUGAGAAACCCAACGAGAUUGCGCUCGUCUCUUUCAACAUUCCAAUUGUGGAAGGUGACAAGCUGCACUGUUUAGAUAUACUAAUGGCAUUGGUGAAACAUGUGUUAGGAAAAAUAGAACACACAGAAGAAACAGAGCAGCUCCAAACACAGAUUGAGUUGAAGUUCCAAGAGACUUUCCCCACGAGGGUAAAAACUAUCGUGAAAUCCAGCACUAUGCAAAGAAAGAAAGAGGAUGUGGCAGCAAAGACACUGCAGCGCGCAUGGCGUGGCUACAAGGCACAGAAACAGCUGCGAGCCAUCACAGGAAUGGCCAUGUUAAAUGUAGGUCCAGCCAGCGCGCCUCAUUCGCGUUCUAACAGCGUGAUAAGCCUGGGCAGAAGACUGAGCAACGCCCUCAGCUCAUUUUUCAACACCUCCCGUCCCAGCAGCGCCGUAAGCCGGCGCAGCGUCGUGUCAAAUAUGGGCACAACACUGUCUCCACAUGGGAGGACAAAAAACUCUCGUAUAUCUUGAUUGUUAUCUGACCUGUAGAGUAGCCAUGAUUAAGACUUUUGUUACAGUUUACCUACAACUACAGGUGGUUGGUAAUGAUAGAGAAAAUUUGUUGCUGUGUACAUAUAUGUUUAUGAUAGAAGUUUAUUUUAUUAUUAGAGUGCAUACAGGGAUAUGGUUUGAAAAACUGGUCCAGACAAUGACUUCCUGACUGCUUUAAAUAGGAAAGUGAAUUAUUGGAUGCUGAUUGCUAGCCUUUUCUUUAUCGUCCCAACAUGGAAUGUUGUGAUGUAUAAUGUACACAUUGGCAAGGGACGUUUGGUGGCAUGGACAGGCCCGUGUCAAUACGUGACUUGCUUUAUGACAUCAGAGUGUGUCCCUUAUGCAAGCAUUAAUGAUCUGUGAUAAUGCUCUUCGGUGUACUUGUAUGUUGUGUUUGUAGAGCUGUCUGAAUGCAAGACAUUCAGACACAAUCUUGUUAUUGUUGGUAUUUUUGUACAUUUAGUUAUUAUUAAUUUAUUGGCCUUCAGUGGUAAUGACUGUUUAAUUGCUCAGUGGUUAUUGACGAAUUAAAUAUUUAUAGAUGUGUAUCCUUUUACAAGCAGUAUUGACAAA
Liolophura sinensis is the source of this 6381-nucleotide messenger RNA. RefSeq names its product sodium channel protein 1 brain-like. Bases 1 to 5787 code for a protein of 1928 amino acids. Gene Ontology annotation, molecular function: protein binding; voltage-gated sodium channel activity. The transcript is spliced from 28 exons. Gene Ontology annotation, cellular component: plasma membrane; voltage-gated sodium channel complex. The record is from RefSeq and is a predicted model, not a curated record. Gene Ontology annotation, biological process: neuronal action potential; sodium ion transmembrane transport; membrane depolarization during action potential. NCBI's taxonomy places the organism in Eukaryota, Metazoa, Mollusca, Polyplacophora, Chitonida, Chitonidae.